Molecule: messenger RNA, 288 nt
Organism: Microthlaspi erraticum
Lineage: Eukaryota; Viridiplantae; Streptophyta; Magnoliopsida; Brassicales; Brassicaceae
Source: the annotation of a GenBank genome assembly
AUGGUGAAACAGAGACUAAUUAAUUCUGAUUUCUGUAGGUAUGUGCUUCAGAAGGUGUUAAAGUUGUUAGAGACUCUGAGGAGAUGUCAAGUGGAGCAGAUUUCUAUUAAAGUAUCUUUCAAGGCACAUUACGAAAAUGUGAAUGUCAUCUCAUGGAACAGGCUUGCUAGUUGCACGUUGGCCUCAAGGAGUGAUGACAGGAUAUGCCAUGUCGAUGAUCUUAGACUGAUCAAGUUGGAGAUGCACAUUUUGCAUACCAUAGGCAUCAGAUCCUAUCACGUCAAUUGA